CCACUUCCUUCCCCUGUCGUGAGCUACCAGCGCGUGUGACUGCAACGCCUCGACAGAGACCACUCCGCCGGAUUCAUCGACAGAAGUCCUCUCCGAGUCGAACUCUGGUCACGCUUCAUACUUCGUGUCUGGAAAGAUGAAGUUUAAACCGUUGUUUUUGAUCGCUUCGCUGCUGAAUUUUGGAAGCGCCGGUGAGUCGGCGGGGCCAGAUACGUAUGUCUGCUACAUUUUGGAUGGAAUCCUAUUUGUUUACGGCAUCGUCUUGACUGUGCUGUACUGCAGACUGAAGAUGGGGUCAGGAAGCAAUUUAGGUCAUUCUCAGAAAAAACCUGAAGAAGGCAUCUACACUGGAUUGACCCCUCAUGCCCAGGACACCUAUGAGACCAUCGGGGGUCAGAAGAAAUGAAUGCCGUGAAAGAGUGCCUGGAAGAAAGGGGGCGGGGUUUCAGCAAAGCCCCGCCCUUUUCAAUUAUGUCACACCAAUUUCCACGUCUGGUUCUCUCAGGGCAUCAACCAUCAGCUUCUGGACCAUGAGCAAAGCUUCUUAUUUUUAAUUUGUUUGCUUAUGACGAUGUUAUAUCCGCAUAUGUGUGUGAGUGUGUGUGUGAUAAGAUUUGUAUGCGAGAGAGGGAGAACUGUGUAUUUGUAUGUUUGUGUGUGUGUGUGUGUGUAAGAUGUGUAUGCGAGAGAGGGAGAAAUGUGUAUGUGUGUGUGUGUGUGUGUGUGUAAGAUGUGUAUGUGAGAGAGGGAGAAAUGUGUAUUUGUACGUGUGUGCGUGAGAGAGAGAAAUGAGCAGGUGUUCAUGUGUUUAUUUUAUUCUUAUUCUGUGUUUUCUUAUGUAUCUAUGUGAAGCACUUUGAAUGUGCUUUUGUGUAUGAAAGAUGCUAUAUAAAUAAACUUGCCUUGCCUUGCCUUGCCUUAUGAGAGAGAGAGAAAAAAAAGAGGUUUGUGGGGCACUAAGCAAGAAAGUGUGAAAUGUAUUCUCGGUUUUUCAAAUAGCCUUUUUUUUAAAACUAAAAUGUUCUUUUACAAAGUCAUCAUGCUAAUUUUAAUCUGUGUUUUAAAACAAAAAUGUAAUUGAUGAUACGUAUGUGUUUUUGUAUACAAAUAUAAAUGAAAAUAAAAUUAAUGCCAGAAGAAACUAAUUGAAAAUAUUAAAA
This is a messenger RNA of Anguilla rostrata (American eel), 1160 nucleotides long. RefSeq names its product high affinity immunoglobulin epsilon receptor subunit gamma-like. The coding region runs from base 137 to 406 and encodes 89 amino acids. NCBI's taxonomy places the organism in Eukaryota, Metazoa, Chordata, Actinopteri, Anguilliformes, Anguillidae. The transcript has 5 exons. Gene Ontology annotation, biological process: cell surface receptor signaling pathway. The record is from RefSeq and is a predicted model, not a curated record. Gene Ontology annotation, cellular component: Fc-epsilon receptor I complex. Gene Ontology annotation, molecular function: IgE receptor activity.